GUUCCUCUCUUUAGUAAUAUUUAUCAUCACGGAAAGAAUUACCCCUCCCCCUUCCCCCUACACAAGGUGUAUAAAACCAUUUUCACCGCGUGGACGACUAUGAGUCAAGACCAAAGAUUUGUUUCGUUGGCUUGUCAGUGAUUACAAUCAGUUUCGGAUAUUGUGUGGAUUGCUUUCGUGGAUGAUAUCUCUAAAAUCUAACUCCAUGUACAUCGAAACUAGCUGACAAUGUCCGGAAAGUUCUCAGCAGCCCUUCUCUUCGCCGUCUUGGUAGUGAGUCUCGGCAUCAUCAACUGUAGUCCUGCUAUCGCGUCCGGUUUCGACCCCCUGGAGGUGUGCAUAGAAAACUGCGCUCAGUGCAAGAAGAUGCUCGGCGACUGGUUCCAGGGCCCGCUCUGUGCGGAGACGUGCAUCAAGCUCAGAGGCAAAGUCAUCCCUGAGUGCGAGAACUUCGCCUCCAUAUCGCCUUUUAUUGUCAACAAAUUUUAACGUGAUUGCAAUCUGGUCGAGUGCACGAUAUAAGACUGAUAAUUUUGGACACUGAAGAAUGGGCUGUUGAGAUUUCUAAUAUUUUUCAACUUCACUAGCUAAAUAUCUUGCCGGUAGCUAUCUUAGAGGAUAUAACCAAACGGAGACGCCAUGUCUGUAAUUUUCGGUACAAAAUAGUGUGCCGAUUUUCUGGGGGAGGGGCACGUCAAAUGUAUAAGUAACAUAAAAAUAGCCAUGUCAGAUAAACGUCAGUACAUACAAUGUGUAUGACCAUUGGCCGCCUAUUAUCUAUAAUAGGAGCAUAAAUUAAUCCUGUACUAUAGUUACGCAAGCUGAGCAAGUUAGGUCAGUUCGGUAGGUAUAAGACCUACAAUAUACAAUUUGAAACUAAUCUAAUUUCGGGGACAAUGCAAUUAACAACUGCUUCCUUGUAAAAGAAAUAACUGUUGUACACAUUGUUUUAAAUCUAUUGUGCCAAUAUUCACAAUGCUUUUUAACUACCUAUUCAAAUCUACGAAGCGGAUAAUAUGUUGUAUCUUUAUAGUUUCAAACUGGCCUAGCUUUAAUUGCUCUCUCUGUGUAUUACGAAUGAACUAGGGGGCAAACAUUACUUUAUACGCGAACAAAAGUAUUUAAAAAAGUCCAAUUAAAGUUAACGCAGAAAAUUACGCGGCCCUCAAAAUGCUCCGUAUGACGAUUAUACAAAGAAACGGUAUUUAAAUUACUCCCUAAUGGGAGAUUACUGCCUGUAAUCCUGCACCAACCUUUAAAAUCACUUUUUGACGAUGAAAGUUUGAGGGCGCUCGCCGUAACUUCACCAGUUUUUCUAUUUUUUUUUUUCAUUUGAAUGGAAAGUGUCGGAAGAAAGAUUUUUUUCCUCCCCAUGAAAACAUGACGUUCCACGGAAUAAGGUACCUUAUGGCGGCUGGCGCUUACGUUGCAUAGCGCCGCAAUAAUAUUACAGCGGCGUUAAUAAUAGCGUAAGCGCCAACCGCCAUAAGGUACCUUUACACAUGGGACGUCACAUUUAGUGAUCGCGACUUGAGCACUUAGUGCCCCUUUCACACAUUUCCACAUAAAAUCCAUUACCCGAAACCGAGAGAAUUAGUCAACUGGCAAAUCAACGCGCGUGUCGUGCACUCGUCGAACCGACGAUCAACGUUUUGAAGAUAACCGACGAAGCCAAAGUAUUAGCUAUACUCAUUAGUACUUAAUUAUUAACUAAGUUUAUUAUUUUUAUCGGUAGCUAUACACUUACUUUUAAUUUUUAUACAGGGACAUAAUAAACCAUGAAU
Molecule: messenger RNA, 1784 nt
Organism: Cydia fagiglandana
Lineage: Eukaryota; Metazoa; Arthropoda; Insecta; Lepidoptera; Tortricidae
Gene: EH
Product: eclosion hormone
Exons: 3
Coding region: 229-489 (86 amino acids)
Biological process (GO): ecdysis, chitin-based cuticle; neuropeptide signaling pathway
Molecular function (GO): ecdysis-triggering hormone activity
Source: RefSeq, a predicted model, not a curated record